Messenger RNA from Carassius carassius (crucian carp), 1682 nucleotides. Its product is annotated as OX-2 membrane glycoprotein-like. The record is from RefSeq and is a predicted model, not a curated record. Lineage: Eukaryota; Metazoa; Chordata; Actinopteri; Cypriniformes; Cyprinidae. Gene Ontology annotation, molecular function: cell-cell adhesion mediator activity. The transcript has 5 exons. Bases 573 to 1373 code for a protein of 266 amino acids.
GGGGGGGGGGUUGACUCAGUUUUUAAUGUUAGUGUAUGUAAUAACAAUUAAAUAACAAUAAAUACAUUUAAACAAUACUUAAGACUCUUUACACAAAUAUAUUAUUGUAAACGUGGUUACUAUAAACUUAUGCAAAAAUAAUAUAGCUCUGAAUGCAUGACUUACAUUUCUUUGUUUUCACUAGUUGUUUAUUUCCAUAGAAAACUGAAGGAAGAAUUUACACCUUCCUAACUUUAAUUUCAAUCAAAAUUUUGUUUGCAGUAGCAAACCUGAUCACUUCAAACAUGUGAGGUGCCUGUUCUCUGUGCAACAAUAAGACCAAUAUUGUAAAAGCCCAAAUCUUAUUAUGGUCACUGCAGCUUGGCUGUAAGGAGCUACAUCUUUCAAUUAAAAAAAGCUAAUGAAUAUAUGUAUGUAUUAAUAAAUAAAUAAAUGAAUAAAAGCAAGCAAGCAGCAUUGGUCCAAAUGAAAAGUAUUCUUAUUACAACGAGUAAAAUUUCCCUUGUUCUUCUAGUGGAAUUCCCCCAGAUAAGUUACAUAUAUAUCUACUCAUAGAUAGAAGUCAUUCAAUCAUGCUUCGUCUUCUGAUCAUUUUAAGUUUCCUCAGAGGAGCUUAUCUUUCAGAUAUUGUGGCACAAGGAGACACAGCUGUUGAGUUCGGUCAAGAUGCUUCGUUCUCUUGUGCGCUGUCUGAUGGGUCUGGUGUCAAACAAGUCACGUGGCAGCGGGUGCGCAACACGGAACCGGUACAAACUUUGGCCACAUUCAGCGACCUCUUCAAGAAACAUGUGGAUGACCAGUAUGUCGGAAAAGUCCAUUUCACAGCAGCGUCUGUUAAUUCAACGUCCAUUGAGAUCAAAAACACAACAUUCGAAGACGAGGCUUGCUACAUUUGUUCCUUCAAAGUGUAUCCAUUCCAGCCUAAACGACAAACCUUGUGCCUCACUGUUAAAGGUAUAUCAGAAAUAACAGCAUCAUUGAAUCCUGCUCCUAAUUCUGAUCCAGAUGUUGUAGUCUCAUGUUCAGCCACUGGUAAACCGGCUCCAGCUAUCCUCUGGAAAUCUGCAGAGAAGGAGUUGAACAACGAUUGGUCAAGUAAUUUCACAACUCUCAACAUGGACAGUUCAACCACCAUUACAAGCAACCUCACGCUUCCACUGUCACAGUUUCAUGGGAAGUACGUGGAAUGUGUGGCUCAGAGUGACGGCAUAGAGAAGAGCGUCCAAAUCUAUGUGCCUGAUAAGGAAAAUAAAGUCACAUUAAGAAAUUAUAUCAUUCCGAUGCUGGUCUUGAUUAUCAUCACUAUUGUCAUUGUUGUCAUCUAUCUUUACACCAAGUUAAAUGAUAAAUAUCAUCAAGUUUGUAUGGCUUGAACUACUGUGCAACUGUUACUUUAUUUAUAACUUAUAAAUCUUUCUGAUGCUAAUUUUGUCAUUGCUAAAAAAAGUUAAUGUUUACAUUUGUGAAUAAGCUAAUUUUCAGAUUAUAGUAUAAAUAAUAUCUGGUUGCCUAGGAAAGCAUUUCUCCCCAGUUUCUUCAUCCUGCGUCCGCACUUUAAGUUCUUUCAAUAUUCUCUAUUAUUUAUUGUGAUUAGAUUUGUCUACCAGAUUUUAAAUAAUUGUGUUACAACUGUCUGUCUUAGAGUAAUAUGCUCAAUUUAAUGUUAAACAGUGAGUCAUUGU